UAGAUGGACAUAUCUCUUCACAGUAGAACACAAACCAUUUGCAAAAAUAACAACCAUGAAAAUGCUCAUGAUGUUAAUGGUGGCUGCAAUUUUAUUUUGCAGCCACCAACAAGUGGUCGUGGCGAGAGAAGUGGCAGGUAAGGGAAACGAGUUACAAAUAAUACCCCCAUGGGAUAUCCCAUGUUAUUUGCCGUGGCCAUUCCCCUGGCCACGACCAUGGCCAUGCCCUCCUCCACGACCACGACCACAACCUCGACCACGCCCAUGCCCACCGCCACCUCCUCCACCGUGUCCCCCACCACCUCUACCUCCGCGCUCACCACCACCUCCACCUCCGCGCUCGCCACCGCCUCCACCACCAAGAUCACCCCCUCCUACACCGUUUUCGGGGUGCUCUAUUAGUGACCAAGAAAAGGUGAAGAAAUGCAUGUUCAACACAACUUCAAUUGAUGCAUGUUGUCCAACAUUCAAGAGCAUACUUGGCACUAGUUGCCCUUGCUAUAAGUAUGCUGAGGAUUUAGACAAUCAAGUCUUGAUCACUCUUGAAGCUUAUUGUGAUGUUGAUAGCCCUUGUAGUGGUAUGCUAAGUCCCCCUCCUCCAGUGACUCCCACCCCAUUUUCGGAUAGUUGCUCAGCUAGUGACAAAGAAAAGGUGAAGACAUGCAUGUUUAACACAACUUCAAUUGACGAAUGCUGCCCAACAUUCAAGAGCAUACUUGGCACUAGUUGUCCUUGCUAUAAAUAUGCUGAGGAAUUGGAUAAUCAAGUCUUGAUCACUCUUGAAUCUUAUUGUGAUGUCGAUAGUCCUUGUACUGAUUUACAGUACCAUAAUGGGGGAAAAUCAAUGAUGAAGCAGCAGGCAGAGUCGUUUGAUGACACGAGGUUCCUAUAUACCAUCAUCUCGAAUCCAAAGGCAUAACAAUAGGUAGGCAUCUUCUCGACGAUCUAUACGAAGAUCUAAAGGUGAACCAAUAGACAGAGAGAGAUGCUCUUCCUGCGGCCCAAGAACGUCUUCGUUCAAAGA
This is a messenger RNA of Capsicum annuum, 1024 nucleotides long. RefSeq names its product pollen-specific leucine-rich repeat extensin-like protein 1. The record is from RefSeq and is a predicted model, not a curated record. The coding region runs from base 56 to 919 and encodes 287 amino acids. The transcript is spliced from 3 exons. Lineage: Eukaryota; Viridiplantae; Streptophyta; Magnoliopsida; Solanales; Solanaceae.